GUGGGCGCUGGGGGGAGCCGGCGUGCGGGGCCAGGAGCGCGGCCGGAGUGGCGGUGGCGGCCCUAACUGCUGCCGCCGCCGCGGCCGCCGCCGCCACCACCGCCGCCCUGUUGGUACGGCCGCUUCCUGAUCAUGUGCAGCCGCCGCCGCCCGGAGCCGGGAGCCCGCGAGCGCCCCAGCCCGGGCCGGCGCCCCCGCCAGUUCCCGGGGCUGGAGCCGAGGAGCCGCGGCAGGCGCUGCCCUGCCCGCGCCGGGAGUGAACGGCUGCGCGGCUGAUCAGAGGGUGAAUGAAGCCAGGAGGAGGGGAAGGGGGAGGCGGCGGCGGAGGAGGCGCUGCGGGGACUGGGAUGCCCCCUGGAGCCCCGCUGCUCGUUCACUCUGGGCCGGGCCGGAGACUCCGCCACUCCUGCGGCCGCUGCCGCCUCCUACGUGGUUCCAGCGCUGCACGCAGACCGGUCCCACAGCGGGCAGGGAAGGGGGCCGGCCGGGCGGAGCGAGAGGAAGCUCGAGCAGCCCGUCAGCAGGGUGGUCCCUUCAAGCUGCAGACUGGUCUGUGAUCUCUGGCCGGCAGUCUCCUCCUCCGCGGCCGCUGCAGAGAAGUGCGUUGCACAUCAGCAUUCUGGAACAAAAUGAAAGAGUUUAUUCUGAGGCCUCAAAAAUAAUCCUGCUGCAGACCACGAGCAAGAGAGAAGGGGCAGACCCCAGCCUGCACGAAUGGUCCUGAAACACAAAUGGUCUCGGGUCUAGGCAUUUUACACUGAGUUUCUCUACUGCCACCCUUUCCUGCUCAAGCAAAAUCUGUGUGAAAAGAUCUGCUGGGAAGGACCUGACUGCUUCUGAUUCUCCAUUGUGAUGAAAGCACGUGGUACAGUUUUCCAAAGAAAUUAGUCCGUUUUCUGGGUGGAGAGGAGACCAAUCUGCUGUUCUCACAGGGGAUUUCUCCUGUCUCUGUGAAAGGAAGAAAGGACACGUCUGAGCCCAGGAGGGCUCCAGCUUCUCGGGGGAAGUCUCCAUGGUGAAGGAGAGGCUGGGCCUACCUGUGAACAGCGCACAGUGAAUGUUAUUCCAGAGAGGCUGCUGGCGGAUCGCACCCGCGGGGAGAUGAUUCCUCAUGAAGAGCCUGGAUCCCCUACCGAAAUCAAAUGUGACUUUCCGUUUAUCAGACUAAAACCAGAGCCCGCCAGACAGUGAAACAGUCACCGUGGAGGGGGGACGGCGAAAAAUGAAAUCCAACCAAGAGCGCAGCAACGAAUGCCUGCCUCCCAAGAAGCGCGAGAUCCCCGCCACCAGCCGGCCCUCGGAGGACAAGGCCACGGCCGUGCCCAGCGACAACCACCGCGCGGAGGGCGUGGCAUGGCUCCCGGGCAGCGCUGGCAGCCGGGGCCACGCGGGCGGGCGGCUCGGGCCGGCGGGGCCCCCGGCGGAGCUCGGUUUACAACAGGGAAUAGGUUUACACAAAGCGCUCUCCGCGGGGCUGGACUACUCCCCGCCCAGCGCGCCCCGGUCCGUCCCGGCGACCACGACGCUGCCCGCGGCGUACCCGCCCCCGCAGUCCGGGGCGCCAGUGUCGCCCGUGCAGUACGCCCACCUGCCGCACACUUUACAGUUCAUCGGGUCUUCCCAGUACAGCGGGCCCUACGCCGGCUUCAUCCCUUCCCAGCUGAUCUCCCCCACGGCCAGCCCGGUCACCAGUGCGGUGGCCUCUGCCGCCGGGGCCGCCACUCCAUCCCAGCGCUCCCAGCUGGAGGCCUAUUCCACUCUGCUGGCCAACAUGGGUAGUCUGAGCCAAGCCUCGGGACACAAGGCUGAGCAGCAGCAGCAGCACUUAGGCAGGACUGCGGGGCUCCUCCCCCCGGGGUCCCCACCACCCACCCAGCAGAACCAGUACGUGCACAUUUCCAGCUCUCCGCAGAACGCCGCGCGCCCGGCCUCCCCGCCGGCCCUCCCCGUCCACCUCCACCCCCACCAGACGAUGAUCCCGCACACGCUCACCCUGGGGCCCUCCCCGCAGGUCGUCGUGCAGUACACCGACUCCGGCAGCCACUUUGUCACCCGCGAGGCCACCAAGAAAGCCGAGAGCAGCCGGCUGCAGCAGGCUGUGCAGGCCAAGGAGCUCCUGAACGGGGAGCUGGAGAAGGGCCGCCGGUACGGGCCGCCCACCUCGGCCGACCUGGGCCUGGUGAAGGCGGGCGGCAAGUCCGUGCCCCACCCCCACCCGUACGAGUCCAGGCACGUGGUGGUUCACCCCAGCCCCGCCGACUACAGCAGCCGAGACUCCUCGGGGGUGCGGGCCUCUGUGAUGGUCCUGCCCAACAGCGGCACCCCUGCCUCCGACCUGGAGGUGCAGCAGGUCACGCACCGGGAGGCCUCCCCCUCCACCCUCAACGACAAAAGCGGCCUGCACUUAGGGAAGCCGGGGCACCGAUCCUACGCGCUGUCACCCCAACAGGCCCUGGGCCCGGAAGGCGUGAAGGCCGCCGCCGUGGCCACGCUGUCCCCCCACACGGUCAUUCAGACCACACACAGUGCUUCAGAGCCACUCCCGGUCGGACUGCCGGCCACGGCCUUCUACGCGGGGACCCAGCCGCCUGUCAUCGGCUACCUGAGCAGCCAGCAGCAAGCAAUCACGUACGCGGGCGGCCUGCCCCAGCACCUGGUCAUCCCCGGCACCCAGCCCCUGCUCAUCCCGGUCGGCAGUGCUGACAUGGAGGGGUCCGGAGCGGCCUCGGCCAUAGUCACUUCAUCACCCCAGUUUGCUGCAGUGCCUCACACGUUCGUCACCACCGCCCUUCCCAAGAGCGAGAACUUCAGCCCAGAGGCCCUGGUCACCCAGGCCGCCUAUCCGGCCAUGGUGCAGGCCCAGAUCCACCUGCCUGUGGUGCAGUCCGUGGCAUCGCCCGCAGCAGCCCCCCCUACGCUGCCUCCCUAUUUCAUGAAAGGCUCCAUCAUCCAGUUGGCCAACGGGGAGCUGAAGAAGGUGGAGGACUUAAAAACGGAAGACUUCAUCCAGAGCGCAGAGAUCAGCAGCGACCUAAAGAUCGACUCCAGCACCGUGGAGAGGAUCGAGGACAGCCCCAGCCCGGGCGUCGCAGUGAUACAGUUUGCCGUCGGGGAUCACCGAGCACAGGUCAGCGUGGAAGUUUUGGUAGAGUACCCUUUUUUUGUGUUUGGACAGGGCUGGUCAUCUUGUUGCCCGGAGAGAACCAGCCAGCUUUUUGACCUGCCGUGUUCCAAACUCUCCGUUGGGGAUGUCUGCAUCUCGCUCACCCUCAAAAACCUGAAGAACGGCUCUGUUAAAAAGGGCCAGCCCGUGGAUCCUGCCAGCGUCCUGCUGAAGCACUCAAAGACCGACGGCCUCGCGGGCGGUAGACACAGGUAUGCCCAGCAGGAAAACGGGAUCAAUCAGGGAAGUGCCCAGAUGCUCUCCGAGAACGGCGAACUGAAGUUUCCAGAAAAAAUAGGAUUGCCGGCCGCGCCCUUGCUCACCAAAAUAGAACCCAGCAAGCCCACGGCCACGAGGAAGAGGAGGUGGUCGGCGCCGGAGACCCGCAAACUGGAGAAGUCGGAAGACGAGCCACCUUUGACUCUUCCUAAGCCUUCUCUCAUUUCUCAGGAGGUUAAGAUUUGCAUUGAAGGCCGCUCUAACGUAGGCAAGUAGAGGCAGCGCGGGGACAGGAAGUCCGGCCCUCCUUUGCCGUUUGUAUCCAGAUUACUGUACUGUAGGCUAAAUAACACAGUAUUUACAUGUUAUCCUCUUACUUUAGGUUUCUGUUAUAACCUUGUCCUUAGAGUUACAGCGGGUGUCGGGCAGGAGACUGGUGCAUAUGCUUUUUCCACGAGAGCGGGGGGCCGGGGUGGCCCCAGUCCAGGCUCGGGUUGGGCAUCCUGGUGGAAAUGAAUGGCUUCACGGCGCCUGCCUUUUCCAGCCGCACGGAUGCACCCACUGGGCGCCGACUUCUGCGGGUUUGGGGAGGACGUUCUGCGGGAAGGGAGCUGCGGGGGAGUGCGUGCGUGUGUGCGUCUAGGGGUGCGCGGGUGCCACGGCGAGUGAGGGUCUCUUUCUCUCCGCCUCCUCCUGUCUCCCUCUCUCUUGCUCUCGGCAUGGGGUCGGAGGUCCAGAGGAAUGUCCUCGGGAGGUUCUCCCGUGCAAAACCAACGUCAGGAACCCAGCUGCAUUCAGGGCAGCGUAGAGAGGGAUCAGACAGCAGGUGGAAUGCUAACCGUGUGAAAGAACAUUCUUUUUCCUCCAACAUUAUUUUACAAUAAAAGCAACUUUUAAUCAUAGAGAUAUAUAUUUCCCCCAUGGGGCCUGACUGCACUGAUAUUUUUUUAAGGAGCAGCUGCCACCCGUGGGAUUUCGUUUCUGCUUUACUAGUGCAGUGAUGUGGGCAGGGCGUCGUGGUGGGCAGGGCAGCCCCUGCUGGCAUCGCUCCACGUGGUGGGCGGCGCGGGUGGGGGAGAGUGAACACCCACUCUGGAUUCUGUGCAGUGUUAGGAAAACCAAUCAGGUUAAUUGCAUUGACUUUGCUCCCAAGAGAUAGAUGAAAACUGCCCUUCGAGAGAGCCACGGAAGCUCUUCGCGUUGGGUUUGCAAAUCUUUUGUCUUUUAACUCUAGUACUGUUUAUAGUUCAUGACUAUGGACAACUCGGGUGCCACUUUUUUCAGAUUCCAGUGUGACGUGAGGAACUAGAUUUUGAAGAUGAGCAUCUAUAUUACUAUCUCUAAGCACUUAAAAUGCUGUUCACACUUUAUUACCAAGCAUCUUGGUCUAUCAUUCAACAAGUACUGUAUCUCACUUUAAACUCUUUGGGAAGAAAGACAAAAAAAGAAAAAAAAAAAACAAGUUGCUUUCUUUUUUUUUUUUUUUUUCCAACACUGUAACUACAUUUCAGCUCUGCAGAGUUUCUCACGGAGCAAGAUAUUGAAAGUUUCAAUGUGGUUUAAAGGGAUGAAUGUGAAUUAUGAGUAUGUGACAAUGAAUGACCACCAAGAACAGCCUGACGGGAGGCACUCUUCACUUUGAUGUUCGAGAAAGAAUUAAAAGCAUAUGCAGAGCUGACAGAGAAACUGAGAGAAAAGGGAUGGAAAAAAGAAUACUCACUUUUGUCCAGUGUUUUUCUUUUUAAGAUGAACUUUUAAAGAACCUUGCAAUUUGCACAUCUUGAGUUUAUAAUUUGUGUGAUAUUCCUGCAGUUUUUAUCCAAUAACAUUGUGGGAAAGGUUUGGGGGACUGAACGAGCAUAAAUAAAUGUAGCAAAAUUACUUUCUAACCUGCCUAAACUCUAGGCCAUUUUAUAAGGUUAUGUUCCUUUCAAAAUUUAUUUUGGUCUUUCUACCGCAUCUGUCACAUGAAACCAGGUCUUAGCAGGACAACUCUGAGAAUUUUCUUCAGAUUCAUUGAGAGAGUUUUCCAUAAAGACAUAUCUGUGAGCAAGUUUUUUUUUUUAAGGAAACAAUUACUUUAUUGUUGUUGUUAUUAAUGUUAUUUUCAGAAUGACUUUUUUUUCCCAUCUGAAAUCAAAUCAAGAUUUAAUGUUUGGUACAAACCCAGAAAGGGUAUUUCACAGUUUAAAAUCUUUUAUUGCCAGAGAUCUGAACUAUUAUUUGUGGGGUUUGAGUGUGCAUCUUAAAAUGCUUUAAAAAAAAAAAGUUUUAUAAGAAAGGAGACCUUUUUAAAUAUUCUUACUUGGAAUGGCUACAAUUAAUCUGAACAAAUACCUGAUUUUUCUUUUAGCAUUGGAAAUAGUACUCUUUCCACUUCACAAGUUAAAAAAAAAAAUUCUAAUAUCAACCCCCAUUUGGGCUGUCUAGUAUUCCUCCACAUUUAGCUCUGACUAGAAGUAAUGAUUUUUAUAAACCAUUUUCUGGGGUGUACCAAAAACAUUUGCAUGGGUUUAGAACAGCUAGAACUGGUCCUGGACUCUCUUCGAAUUUCCUCACCCUCUCAGUGUGCUAGCAGGGAGCUGGGUGGACCCAUUCUUGCAGUCAUACUGCUUAUUUAGUGCUGUAUCUUUUUUUUUUUAAAACGUUUCUGUUCAGAGAACUUGCUUAAUCUUCCAUAUAUUCUGCUCAGGGCACUUGCAAUUACUAGGUUCUGUUUUUCUUUCUGUUUUGAUGGUAAGAGGAAGACGGGGCUGCCACAGAGACUCUGUCCUCAUUAGUGCCACUGAUGACAGCAACUCAUGUGGACUCAGAGAAACACCCACCACCUUUUGGCUUCUUUCGAGUAGUGAACUAACCGGAUCACAACAUCAACACUAAAAUGGGGAAACAUACGUGGUUUGGAGCAAUAGGAACAUCAUCGUCACUUGUGUGCUUCUGUUUUCAGGUAUAGGAAUUAUCCAACUAAUCGGUUCUUUCUACACCUUAUUCCAGUUCCCGUUUGCUUCUUUGGCAUGUGCAAUACUUCCUGUGCCAGUAGUCUGAUCGGUGUGCUCUAGAGAAAGCUCAGACCCCUUGGGCUUUUUCCCUCUUCCGUCCGUCUUUCCUGUCCUGGCCAGAGAAGGGCUGGAAGGAAGGAGCCAGGAAGGGGACAGCUGCCCGCUGCGAGAUCCCCCUGCUGCGGAUGCUGAGUCCUGGGGCAGGGAGUUUUCGGGAGCCCUGGGUGUCUGUCUGUCGCCUGGUUGGAGAAAGAGCCAGCGAAGGGGAUGUGGGGGAAGGACUUCCCUUCCCCUGUCACCGUGAGGAAUGGUGACCGUGCAGUGUGGAGAGGAAGGAGGCGGAGUCAUUUCUAAGGCACCCUCUGGAGCAAUAGAGCCAGGAUCAACCCUUUCCACGGUCCUUUCCGCCACUGGGCAGGCCCUUCCUCAGGUCUGUGUCCUUGAGACUUGGAGCCUCUGAGCAUGGGCAGGAAGCGUGGUGGCCUGUGGUGUGAGUGACCUGAGCAUCCGUUCACUGGUUGUGGAGGGGGCCACCUGUGAACACUGGUCACCACUCCUUUGUGGCAGCUUUCUCUUCAAAUAGGAAGGACAUCCAGAGGACAGGGGCCCUCCUCUUGUUUGCAGACGUUGGCGAGCCCCAAGGCUCCCAGGGCAGCCUUGGUCACCGCUCCUGCAUAGCAGACCUAACCAUGACAGGCAGAGAAAUUCUUCGGUGCCGUGCAGCUUACGAGGAUCAGCCAUGUGCCUCUGUACUAAUGUCCACUUUGCAAUAUUUACCGAACCUGUCUUUUGUUCUUCUUUCUUUACUGUUUCCCAUUUUUCAACUAAUAACAGCAGGCCUUUUGCGUUUACAGUGGAACACAAUCACCAAGAAAUUAGUCAGGGCGAACAGAAGAAAAAAAAAACCAAUAAUGAACCAACAAACAAGAACCUCUCUUUAUAGGGAUUUCUAAGUAUAUACAAUGACUGUUCCUUAGAAUGUUUAAGAAUUCUUUUGGUUUGUCUGGGCCACAUUGGGGGCGGGGGGGAUACAGAGAUGGAUGCCACUUACCUCAAAUCUUUUCAAGUGGAAAUCCGAAACUGCAUUUGCAUUUGGACGUUCAGGAUCAUUUUUCUAUGUCAGUCAAUUUUUUGUUUUCUCAACUGACCCAGUUUGGUUUCGGAUGAUUUGGUUUUUCCUUUUCCUUUCCGUGGCCAUCGUCAAUCCCAUUUCUAACUCUGAACCGUGACCCUGUGUGUUUUCUGUUAGGUGAGUGUGUUGGGUUCUCUCCCCCACCGGGAAGUGGCAGCACCCCUCCUUCUCCCCUCUAAGGAACUCUGCGGAAACUUCCACACCUCUAACUCAGGGACGGGGCUGGCGUGUGUGUGGUACACUGACGUGUCCGGAAGCAGCACUUUGACUGUUCUGGAGUAGGGUUGUACAACUUUAAGGAAUGUUUGGAUUUCCUGCAUCUUGUGGAUUCCUCCUUAGAUACUGCAUAGAUUGCAAUAUAAUGCUGCAUGUUCAAGAUGAACAGUAGCUCCUAGUAAUCCUAAAAUCCACUCUUUGCACAUAGUUUGAUCUUUACUGAAAUACGUUGCCAAAAUUUAUUUUUGUUGUGGUGUAGCUUUGGAAUUUUUUGUUUGUUUCUUUAAGGAAACAAUUGACAAGACCCUUUACCACCUGUGACUACUAAGGAAACCUAUUUCUUUCAUAGAAAAUAAAAAUCUCAAAUGCUUUUGAAGACACUAAUGCCAUGCUAUUUCAGAUCUGGGUGAAGCGGCAGAGCUCUGGGGCUGGAAGGCCAGGCUUUUUGAGCUGUGUUGGUUGUCAUGGCUACGGUUUCAGGAACAGCAAGCAGCUCAACAAACCAUGGUCUGUUUUCUCCUCAAACCCUUUGCACUUCCUGUCUCCUAGUCACCCGGGACGAUCCCAGGUGAAAGAAGGGCCAGCAGUCUCUGGGGCCCCAUCCAGCUUACUUGGUGGUGAUGACAAAGCAAAGGGAAUUACGCUUUUUGGUUUUUCAAGUGGAAUGGAGGUCUUUGCUUUCCACCUUUGUUUUCAACCCAGAAUUUCUGAAAUAGAGACUUUUAAGAACACCUCCAGUAAUAACUAUACAGAGAAUAUAUUUUUUUUUUUUUAUAAAGCACAUGCAUAUGCCAUCGUGUUGGGUUGGUUUCCUCUCUUUUCCACAGUGUUGCAUUUCUGUUGCUAGGGGAACUCCAAACUGUUUGCACACCUCUACUCCGGAGCUGACGCUUCUUUUACAUAGAUGACCUCGCUUCAAAAUAUGUUACCUUACCGGUAGGAUCUUUUCUUGUAGCACUAUACCUUGUGGGAAUUUUUUCUUUUUUAAUGUACACCUAAUUUGAGACGCUGAAGAAAAAAAACUUUGAAGCACUCACUUUGAGGAGUACAGGUAAUGUUUUUAAAAAUUGCACAAGAGAAAAAUGAAUGUCGAAAUGAUUCAUUCAGUGUUUGAAAGAGAUGGAUCUGUUGAAACAAUUGAGUUUCAUACCUUGUUUGUAAAAACAAAGAAGCAUAAAGGUUGAAAGUUACA
Camelus dromedarius (Arabian camel) is the source of this 8921-nucleotide messenger RNA. RefSeq names its product ataxin 1 (gene ATXN1). Bases 1223 to 3658 code for a protein of 811 amino acids. The record is from RefSeq and is a predicted model, not a curated record. Gene Ontology annotation, molecular function: protein binding; RNA binding. Gene Ontology annotation, cellular component: nucleus. Lineage: Eukaryota; Metazoa; Chordata; Mammalia; Artiodactyla; Camelidae. The transcript has 8 exons. Gene Ontology annotation, biological process: nervous system development; negative regulation of transcription by RNA polymerase II.